Molecule: messenger RNA, 363 nt
Organism: Mucor velutinosus
Lineage: Eukaryota; Fungi; Mucoromycota; Mucoromycetes; Mucorales; Mucoraceae
Product: Chitin synthase, class 1
Exons: 3
Coding region: 1-363 (120 amino acids)
Biological process (GO): lipid metabolic process
Molecular function (GO): oxidoreductase activity, acting on the CH-CH group of donors
Source: RefSeq, a predicted model, not a curated record
AUGUCACUCAAUGUACCCGAAAGCAAUUCAAAGCUAGCCUUGCUGGGUGUGGUCAUGUUUACUGUUGGAGAAUAUACCAAUUUCUAUCACCAUCUCCUGUUGCGAAAUCUUCGCAAAAACGAAUCAAAAGAGUACAAGAUACCAUCAGGAGGGCUCUUUGAAUACGUCUGGUGCCCUCACUAUUUGAGCGAAAUCAUUUCGUUUGUUGCCAUGGUACUUGUAACACAGCAUAUCUUGAUCUUGAUCCUGCAAUUAGGAUCGGCUGGUUACCUAGCAACCAGAGCUUACAAUACCAAAAAGUGGUAUAGCGAUAAAUUUGAUGUGAUCCCAUCUCGUGCAUGUUUGAUUCCAUACAUUUUUUAA